AAAACAUUGUUUUUCUCUCCAUAGUGCAACGCUUGAAAAUGAUGGGGAUCACUGGAGUGUGCUCUAGGUUGAUUGGUGACUUGGUUCAUGCCUUUCAUGGAGUCUCAAGGUGCUCAAGCACAGAAGCCCGAAUUGAUGAAGAUUGCAAGCCACAAAGUGCAAUCAAAGUUGACGAGUCUAUGGCAAGGGCACUCAUCACUGUGUUUGGGAUGGAAACCAAUGGCAGAAUAAAGAAGGAGAAGGCCAAGAGAGUGGUGGAGAAUCUUGGGUUGAUAUGUUACGAUGAGGAAGACGAAGACAAGUCAAAGUUCGACUUGCCGGGGGAUAAUGAUCAUGAUGAAGUGCCAGUGGAAGAAGUUCUUGGUGAGUUGGGGAAUGAUGAUGGUUCUAAGAGAAAUGAAAUGCUGCUUGAAGCGUUCAAGAUUUUCGAUGAGGAUGGAGAUGGGUUUAUAGAAGCUGUGGAGUUAAAGAGGGUGUUGGAAUGUUUAGGGUUGGAUAAUGGGUGGGAUAUGGCUCAGAUUGAGAAGAUGGUGAAGGUUGUGGAUUUGAAUUUGGAUGGGAAGGUUGAUUUUAGUGAGUUUGAAUUAAUGAUGGGAUAAAAUAAAUGUCAUUGAAUCAAUUUUUACUGAAAUGUUUAUUCUUUUAUUAUCAACAAUAUGUUGUGCUAAAUGUAAAUUCCAUGGGUUCAUAAUAUAUUG
Molecule: messenger RNA, 698 nt
Organism: Rosa chinensis
Lineage: Eukaryota; Viridiplantae; Streptophyta; Magnoliopsida; Rosales; Rosaceae
Product: calmodulin-like protein 7
Exons: 1
Coding region: 39-599 (186 amino acids)
Molecular function (GO): calcium ion binding; enzyme regulator activity
Source: RefSeq, a predicted model, not a curated record